Molecule: messenger RNA, 3313 nt
Organism: Phodopus roborovskii (desert hamster)
Lineage: Eukaryota; Metazoa; Chordata; Mammalia; Rodentia; Cricetidae
Gene: F2r
Product: coagulation factor II thrombin receptor
Exons: 2
Coding region: 106-1395 (429 amino acids)
Biological process (GO): blood coagulation; positive regulation of blood coagulation; positive regulation of Rho protein signal transduction
Cellular component (GO): membrane
Molecular function (GO): thrombin-activated receptor activity
Source: RefSeq, a predicted model, not a curated record
GCGCGGCCGCGCAGUCGCCUCCGGUCUCCCGCAGGGUCCGAACGCGCGUUCUCCGAAGAAAGCCGGCGAGCGCGGGCGCCCGGCCGCGCGGGCAGCCUCGGGACAAUGGGGCCGCGGCGCUUGCUGCUCGUCGCCGCCAGCCUCAGCCUGUGCUGCCCCUUGCUGUCUUCCCGCGUCCCCGUGCGCCAGCCAGAGUCUGACAUGACUGAUGCCACUAUGAACCCCCGGUCAUUUUUUCUCAGGAAUCCCAGUGAAAAUACAUUUGAACUGGUCCCCCUGGGGGAUGAGGAGGAGAAAAAUGAAAGCGCCUUGCCUGAGGGCAGGGCAAUCUACUUAAAUAAAAGCCUCUCUCCUCCCGCAGCACCUGCGCCCUUCAUCUCGGAAGAUGCCUCGGGCUAUCUGACCAGCUCCUGGCUGAGGCUUUUCAUCCCCUCGGUCUACACCUUUGUGUUUGUAGUCAGCCUUCCUCUGAACAUCCUGGCCAUCGUGGUGUUUGUCUUGAAGAUGAAGGUCAAGAAGCCGGCCGUGGUGUACAUGCUGCACCUGGCCAUGGCUGACGUGCUCUUUGUGUCCGUGCUCCCCUUGAAGAUCAGCUACUACUUUUCCAACAGUGAUUGGCAGUUUGGGUCUGGAAUGUGUCGCUUUGCCACUGCAGCAUUUUAUUGUAACAUGUAUGCCUCCAUCAUGCUCAUGACUGUCAUAAGCAUUGACCGCUUCCUGGCAGUCGUGUACCCCAUCCAGUCCCUGUCCUGGCGCACUCUGGGCAGAGCUAACUUCACCUGCCUGGUCAUUUGGGUGAUGGCCGUCAUGGGGGUGGUACCUCUUCUCCUCAAGGAGCAGACCACCCUGGUUCCUGAGCUCAACAUCACCACCUGCCACGAUGUCCUCAAUGAGACUCUGCUGCAAGGCUUUUACUCCUACUACUUCUCUGCCUUCUCUGCUGUCUUCUUUCUUGUACCACUGAUCAUUUCCACGAUCUGCUACAUGUCCAUCAUUCGGUGUCUUAGCUCCUCCGCAGUUACCAACCGGAGCAAGAAGUCUCGGGCGUUGUUCCUGUCCGCUGCUGUGUUCUGCGUCUUCAUCGUCUGCUUUGGACCCACCAACAUCCUCCUGAUCAUGCACUACCUGCUCCUCUCUGACAGCCCUGCCACAGAGACGGCCUACUUUGCUUACCUCCUCUGCGUCUGUGUGAGCAGUGUGAGCUGCUGCAUCGAUCCCUUGAUCUACUACUACGCCUCCUCCGAGUGCCAGAGGCACCUCUACAGCAUCUUGCGCUGCAAAGAAAGCUCCGAUCCCAACAGUUACAACAACAGCACCGGCCAGCUGAUGCCGAGUAAAAUGGAUACCUGCUCUAGUCACCUGAAUAACAGCCUAUACAAAAAACUAUUAGCUUAGGGGAGAAGGAGUGCUGGAAAGUCACAGAGAAAAGGGUGGAAAAGUGGACAGCCCGGGAUUCUGUUAGUCUCUGUCAAGAACUAUAUUUACUUCACAACCCAUGACUUAUUUGCAUGCCUGCUUCUUACAAGUGCUGUGUCAAGCAUAAUUACCAGAACGGUAAUGGGAACCAGAGAGAGAUUUCCAAUGUUGCAGUGCUGCAAUAGCAACCAUCUGUCACUCCUUGUAUAUUUGGGUGACUUAAAUGUAUAGGUGAUAUGCACAUACAUAUUUGCAAUGCAGUAUGGGAUCAAUGCUUUCACACUUUCUUGUUUAUUCCCUAGCUAUGGAAAUAAUUGGAUUCUCUGAGUUAAUAAACUAAGUCUGUUUUGGUGGAUGUUAAUACUGAGCAGCUGAAGGUGUCUAAUGAUAGGGAAGGAGUCCAUAGUUUAGACUUAACACAGCUUUGCCCAUAAAUGUAUUUUCCAUUAUUAGAUGGUAAUGUUUAAGCAAUAGAAAGGUGCAACAGUAUUAUCUGCAUAGGGGAAGAUAUAGUGCCAUCUUGAAAAAUUGCCAAAGCAGUUGGAAAGCCCGUUUUGAUAUGGGGUAUCAUUUUUGCAAUUUACAUACUGAAUACAUGGAUCAAGACUGAGCAUAAGACUCGACGGGAUCAUAAGAAACCUUACCAAGCAGCCAAGCCCGAUGUGAUAACUAGGCACAGCCAUCUCCAUGGGAGCCUCUGAACUGCAGAUACACUUAUCCAGCUGUGUCUCCCAGAGAGCAGAGGCGGAGACCACCAGGCCCACUCCUCCUUCCUAGGCAUCCCAUUAGCUGAGAGUGGACUGUAUCUGUUUGGAACUGGCAAGAUAGGAUAUGCCAUCCUGGGAGGGAAUAACUACAAAAGUCGUCUGCAUAUCUGAGGAAUAGAGAAAGGUGUGUUUAUAUCCAGUAGCUGUCCUGCAAGGCUGGCUCUUGCGCAGACACACCCAUGUGCCCUGGGCACUCUGGUGGAUACUGGACCUGCAGACUGACAGACUGCAGGACGUAAACUGAGUCCUGCCUUUACCUAAGCAAAGCAGAUAGCUGACGUGGCCAAUAAGCAAGGCCUAACAGCUAAACAGCUUUGGAGAUCUGAGUUUCUGCUUCAGUAGCUGUAGAUUAAAACACAGUUUAAGAUGUAUAUUUUUAAGAAAUAAGCCAAGUCCACAAUAUUUAGACACUAUUUAUUUACAAAUGUUUUAUUGAAAUUUACCCAAAUCAGCCAGGUGUUUUGGCACACACCUUUAAUCCCAGCUCUUAGGAGGCAGAGGUAGGCAGAUCUCUGUUGAGUUCAGGCUAGCCUAGUCUACAUGAUGACUUUUAGGCCAUCUAGGGCUAACAACAUCAAAACAAAACCACAUUUUUUAGAAAGCAAGAAAACACAAAAAGUUUUACCGAAAUCCAAUUUUAAGAGAUAUAUAGGUCAGUCUGGUUUAAAAAAAAUGGAAGAAAAUGAAAUUGAGAUUGAAAUGUAGGAAAAUUAUCCUGUGUUUUUCCUGAGUUAAUUAAAUUAUUUUAAAAGCAUGUUGCCACAGUGACUAAUAAACAUAUAAAAAUCUUCAUGGCUUUGACAAAGUGAUUUGAAAAUUAAUUUGAAAUAUGUGUUUUUCCUGAUUGGAAAUGUAUGUUGGAAUUUUAAGCAAAUAAAAAAGUAGAAAGGGUAAAUGUUUAUUUAAGAGAACAAAGUAUUUCCAAAUAUUGUAGAAUAGCUCCUCUAAUUAUACUGUUAACUGAGUUACUGUAUUGAUUUAUCAAAAUCAUCAGCUCACCAUUGUGUGUUCUGUCUGUGACUUAAUAUAACUAUUAUUAUUGUACUUGUGGACUUUGAUGUCACUGUUUUAUGUUCACUCUUUUUUAAGAAUAUUAUGUAACAUUAAUAAACAUGAACAUGUGCUUGGUA